Dendronephthya gigantea is the source of this 1929-nucleotide messenger RNA. RefSeq lists its product as uncharacterized. The coding region runs from base 1 to 1893 and encodes 630 amino acids. The transcript has 10 exons. NCBI's taxonomy places the organism in Eukaryota, Metazoa, Cnidaria, Anthozoa, Malacalcyonacea, Nephtheidae. The record is from RefSeq and is a predicted model, not a curated record.
AUGCCGAAUAGAUGUAUUGUCGGGGGUUGCUCUAAUACUUCUAAUGCGGAGAAAGGAAUUUCCCUUCAUUUCAUACCGUUUUCUGGCGACGAAAGGCCAGAAGCCAAAAAGAGACGAAAGCAGUGGAUUGAUUUCGUGCGGUCAAAGCGGGCAAAAUGGGAUCCGACUCCCAAUUCGAGUAUUUGCUCAGCGCAUUUUGACAGGAAAGAUUUUACACAAAUGUUUUCUGGUUUCUCUGGCAAAGUACCGCGGUUAGCCUCUGAUGAAAUUGGCAUAGUAGCAGUCCCUAAGUACCACGCAGUAACUGCAGAGACAGUGGUCAAACCCUCGUCUGCGAGAGCUAGGAGAAUGGUUGUAAAAGAAGCGUUGUCUGGAAGUGUGACCGCCCAAGGCAAAGCGCCGGAUGAACCUUGCCACGAAACAGACCCAGCUGAACACGCAAUGGAAAAUGUUGGAGAAGAACUGCCAGAAAACGCUUCUCCGAACAAAACAAACAGCGUUUCAACUGGAACAGACGGUUGUGUUGGUUGUGCGUACUUGCUAAAAGAAAAGCGUAAGACUUGGAACAAGUAUAUUGCGCUUAAAAGCAAGUACGAUGCACUGGUGAAAGUAAAACAUUCCAAAGGUGUUCAGUGUAAUAUACUAAAUGUGGAAGAACCAAGCCGUGCUGAAAUGCCCCUAACACUUCCAGAACCCGAACCGGGAAACGAAGACACAAGUAAUCCCACUGAGAACCUACGCCAGCAACCUAAAUACAUCAUAUUCCUGUCACAGUUGCUGUUGCUAUUUAAGUUUUGCCAUUAUUGCAAAGCAGAUGGCCCUCUCGUUGAAACUACGACGGAUGGAACCCUGCUAAUUGUGAGGACAACUUGUGCCAAUCCCGUUUGUAGUCGAAAAAACAACAUAUGGAGAAGUCAACCACUGAUGCCUACGACAAAACUGAACGCUUGCGAUUUCCUGCUAAGUUUCGCUAUUCUUGUAUCUGGAGGAUCACCCACUAAAGUGCUCAACAUGUUUCGACACAUGGGACUUGUUGGAAUGUGCAAUGAAUCUUACUAUAGACACCAAGGGAAAAUGUUGUUUCCAACAAUCUUUCUUCACUGGGAAGAUUACCGAAGAAAGAUUCUGGAUCGGUUACAAGCAUUGGAAUCUUUGGUUAUUUCUGGUGAUGGACGGCACGAUAGCAUGGGGCAUAGUGCAAAAUAUGGUGCUUACACAAUAUUUUGUUGUACCUCAGCUGAAAUAAUUGAUUUUAGUUUGAUCCAGAGAAAUGAAGUUGGAAGCAGCCCUGCAAUGGAAUUUGAAGGGUUCCAAAGAUGUUUGAACUUUCUCCUAGCUGAAGGCCUGGACAUUUCCACCUUUGUCUCAGACAGACAUCAAACAAUAGCAAAACACAUGAGGGAGAAACUACCAAAGAUAAAACAUUAUUUCGACAUAUGGCACUUGAAAAAGAAGCUGCAUAAGGUCUUGACUAAGCUGGCUAAAGAGGCAGAUUGUGAAGAACUGGCAGAGUGGAUACAACCCUGUAUAAACCACCUUUACUGGAGUGCCACAUCUACUUACUCAGGAAAUGGCAGGAUUAUACUGGCUAAGUUCAAGUCUUUCCUUGGUCAUAUUGUUGACAAACAUGAUGGGUUUGAUGACCCAUUGUAUGAUAAAUGUGUUCAUGGUGAACUGACUCCAAGAAAGUGGAUUCUACCUGAUUCUCCAGCCUACACAAAACUAAGUGGUGCUAUGCUAAAGAAGUCCUUUGUUAAGGGCAUUAAACAAGCUUCACCGUUGGACCAAACUAGUUGUUUGGAAGGUUUCCACUCUGUCAUCAAUCAGUUCUCCCCAAAAAUGAAUGCUUAUUCAUUUUCUGGUAUAUACUGCAGGUUGGUUUUACUCUAUUAGUAAUAAACUAACAGCAACUGAUUUGGUUAGCUAGCU